Molecule: messenger RNA, 2815 nt
Organism: Chinchilla lanigera (long-tailed chinchilla)
Lineage: Eukaryota; Metazoa; Chordata; Mammalia; Rodentia; Chinchillidae
Gene: Ankub1
Product: ankyrin repeat and ubiquitin domain containing 1
Exons: 6
Coding region: 462-2096 (544 amino acids)
Molecular function (GO): protein binding
Source: RefSeq, a predicted model, not a curated record
AGAUCUAUUUUUAAGGGUUCUCCAACCAGCUGUACUGGAAUACGUAUAAAUUCAAGAGUAAGGGGACGGUGAUCACAUCACCAAAGCGUAAUUUAUGUGUAGCAUUUUUUAUCACAUGUUGGAAGCUUGUUCACACUUGCCCCGACCAUUUUCAAGUAUGCCUGUUUCCGUAAUACAAAUACAGCAAGGCUGUUGACUACUGCCUUCAGCAAAGAAACAUUUCCUCCAACUCAGCUGCUGUCUGUGCUGCCCAGUACUAUGGCGGUGUGGAAUCGGGUCUUCACAUUCCCUCAAUUCACCUUUGAAGUUAGACAAUGACAGUAGCCUCUGGCAAUCAAUUUUGUCCUUAAUUGUGCAUGGGAACUUUUCCCAGCUACCUAGCAGGAUCUUUAAAAAAAAGAAAUUUUUUUCUAUUUUCUUUUUUCUUGGUUCUGUUUUGUUUUUGAGGAGGUAAUUACAUAAUGAGAAUUUUCAUAGCUUUUGAAGGAUCAUUUGAACCAUUUGAUGUUUCAGCUGAUGAAACUGUGGAAGCUGUCAAGCUGAUGAUAAAGGAUUAUUUCCACAUUCCUCUCUCUGAAGACAACCAAGGCAGGCGCUAUCUGGAGUUAGUGUAUGCUGGAGCUGCUCUAAGGAAUACUUGGAGUCUUGCUGAUGUUGGAAUAUCUUUUUGUUCAACUCUCAAAUGCUUUGUUAAGGAAGAAGACAAGCCUACGCUCUACGUGUUCAACGCUGUGACGCAAGAGAUGAUGCCAAUAAUGGAGAACAUUUCCCUUCUUGGUAAAAAGGUGUCUGACCUGAGAACACUGGUUACUCUGAGAUGUGGCUUCCCCGUGAGCAUCUACUGUCUGCGGACUCCAAAGGGACAGGAGAUGUAUGACUGCAACCCGCUCAGGGACUACCACACCGACAUGGGUACAACACUUCGUUUGGACGUCUGGGAUGGAUGGAAGGAAUUUCUGAUGGGCUGUCUCCUUGGGCAAAAACUUAACGUCCAACGAUAUCUAUCAAAAGAAGGACCAGUACUCAAGUAUCAGAAAAGGGUAGCCCUGUACAUCGCUGCCUUUUACGGCUACGUUGACCUCACUGAGUGGGCCCUGAAGCAGGGCGUGCAGCCACAUGAGGCGGUUGGUGUUCACCCCUAUCGAGCAUGGUGCCAUGAAGCCCUGCAUGCAGAUGUCUCUAAAUGUCCCAUUCAUGCGGCCGCAGAAGCAGGCCAGCUGUUGAUUCUGAAGACCUUUGUCAACUGCAGCGUUCUGUGCCUGGAGUGUAGAAACGCAGCGGGACAAACUCCUCUGACCAUCGCCUCCAAACACAAGCACAGAGACUGUGUAUUAUAUUUGUUGAGUAAAAUGUGGUCCACGGUGUCUUUUCUGAAAAUCUCAGUCCCAAUGAGGAUUUAUAUUAAACUAAAACAGUGGCUCCUCAGAGCUCAGAGUCACAGCCUUCAGAAAGGCCAGCUUUGCAAAUCAAGGGCCUUUGGGGCAAAAGUUGGAGAUACUGUGAUGGUGGAUGGUUUCACCACACCACGAAUGACCUCCAAAAGCUGGCAUAAGACUGGGAACCAGGACUCACAAAGCAUCUUGAGCAAGCUACCACCGCUCAAGGCACAGGCUGCAAGCAAGAAACCUCUGGAUUCUUUGCCAGUUUCACAGAGGGACGCUAGGGAACAGGUCCUCACAUUUCCUCCACUAGCAGAGGCAAGUAAGCUCUCUGACUUACAAAGACACGAACAACCAUCUAAAAAAGAAAUUAUUGCCACAGCUAGAAGAAAAGAAAGGCUUGUGAGGAAUAAGUAUCUCCCCCAAGUCCCCCUCCCUCCAGUUUCAAGAGUGGGAUAUUCACACCCAUCACUUCACUGUGCAGCACCCGGUGCUGACUUCUUACUAAGGUCCUCCUUGGACUCUUUCUCAAAGCACAGUGGGAAGACUCCAAGGGAGAAUGCAAUCUACUGCUUAGCCGUGGCAAGUGCCUUCAAAGAGAAACGAUGGCUGCAGCAGUUGGAAAUAGCAAGAGCCCUUGCCAGAAGGAGCGUUUCUAACCUGACUACCCAGGGGGGUCUGACGAGAUGUGAAAACCCUCCGGAAAUUGUGCUUUGAAAAGUCAUGAUAACUUUAUUCUGUACAAAGACCUGUUCAAAUAAUGUCCAGUUUUAAUGUUAAUAUUUCUAAUGCCAUCAGCUCUAAUGCUUGCAGUUCUAGUGCUACGACUUCAACAGGAUAUUUAAUGCUUAACAUCGUGUUUUCUUGGAUGCAUCAUCCCCAGUGAAAAUGUAGGGCUUUUUAAAAAAAUAUAGUCUGAGAAAAAUUCACAAGAAACUGAGGAUCAUAGCCGACUACAGGCUAGGAUAGAGGAUGAGAACCAAGGAUGAAGGAAUCAUUGUUUCUUCCUUUGUUUUUCUAGAUUUGCUUUAAUGAUUUUGGGUUUUCUAAGUCAUAUAACUGUAGAAUGCAAUGAAAAAAUAAAUACUUAAAAUUCUAUGUAAGAAAAUUCCAAGAAUUACAAAUGCUGUCCACAUUAUGCUUGUCUCAAUAUAUUUUUAAUUCCUGCUGAAACAUGGCUUUCUAUUUUUUAAAUUGAGGUAAAGUUUCCAUACAAUCAAUUCCAUAGACCCUAAAUGUAAUAUUCACUGAGUUUAACAAACAUAUAUUAGUAUAAAUAACACCUAAAAUAAGAUUAUAAUUCUUUGGCUAUCCCAGAAAAUUUCUUCAAGCUCCUAAAUCAAUCCCAACACCUCCCAACACGAUGGGAGGCUGGAGAGAAAAAGCUACAAAGAAUGGCUUUUGCCCCUGAUGGCUCGCUUGAGAUGUUAGUAAGA